AUGCAGUGGAGAUCCUUCCUGCUCAACGUCUUCUUGUUGGGAUCUACCUGCCUUCGGAGCGCGAAAGCGCAAGAAUUCACUGUGAACUCAAGCUGGACCAAUUCGCAUACCAUCGAUGGCCGUGGCGACCGCGAAGCGCUCGCAAACGGAGCUGCACAAGCUCUAGUGCAGAGACUCGGCGGAAACGGCAACUUGAACGUCAGCGUCAAUAGUCAGGCCUUGGCAAGCAUGUACUCCAAUCUGGCUCUGCAAGAUCGGCUCAGCGGAAACCAGACGUGGAAGGAAGCCGUCACUACUGGAAUGGGGACGUGGGCCGCUCAAAACGAUAUCUUCACGAACGGCACUGCAGGCUCGUUGCGAACGACGACCAAUGCUGCACAAUGGGGCCUCGCGUUUGCUUAUGCUUAUGAAGCAUACAACGACACUUCCUUUCUGACUCUCGCUCAAAAUGCCUUUGAUGCAAUAUACCCUUACUUCGUCACAUCCGAAGACGCCGAAUCAUACCACGCGCCCGCAAAUCGGACCUUCCAGUACAACAUCACCAAUGGUGUCUGUCUAUCUCGGGCAGCAGGUGCUAUCUGGUGGUUGCCUGACGUGCAUGACGAUGACUGGGUUCACACAGAUAGCGUCGGCCCUUUCGCUGUACUGGCUGCCCACCUCUACCAGGUGUCCCAGAAUGAAACCUACAAGACCGUUGGAAUGCUCUCUACAUCCUUCCUCGGGACCGGCGCCAUAUGGAACACCGACUAUCCGUAUAACAUCUUCGUUGAGGUCGAAAUUUAUAAGUGCGGUCAUUGGUCAGACCCCAGCCCUGGACCUCAAGGAUGGAUGAUACAUGCGCUAGCUGUGUGGGGGAAUAUCACCAAUGAUGCUGCAAUCACGUCGCGUCUACGGGAUGUCGUCUCGGCCGCUACACAGAACCCAGUCUGGACCCAGAUCGAUGGCACACUCAUCGAUCCCCCGACCGGGAACGGUAAUGGCAGCGACAACUCCUGGGACGACAAAGCUAUUUUCAUCCGUAGUUUGAGCGAGACGUCGCGCCGCUUCCCAACAUGGACCGACGUCGCAGGCUACAUUCAGGGUUUCAUAAAUGUGCAGUAUAAUCAGCUCAUAAGCAAGGCACGAACGGGUUCCGAAAGCAAUGCCUACUCUACAUUGAUCUACGGCCCGCCUCCUACCAGCUUCGAGACAAACGGUAACAUCUUUGCCCUGGAUGUGCUGAACGCCGCCUUCGAUGCUCUUCCUAAGUCCAAUAAUGCAGUCUUGCCUGCGCCAACAUCGUCUGGAGCCCCGCCAGCGACCACAUCUACGCAAGACACCCACGACAACGCAUCAAACGCCGGCGCUUCUCAUAUGGGCGCGAUAGUGGGUGGCGCCGUAGGCGGUGCUUGCGUUGCCGUCCUAUCCGCAUUGCUUCUUCUCUACCGCCGCCAUCGUGUGAGACGCCGCAUGGCUAUUGCGGAUGGUGAGGUCAACGAAAGUGAAGCGGAACAUAACGCUUCGCGUACACUCGAAGUCGCAAACAUCGAGCCGUAUAUAAUGAGGGUUUCGCGUGCGCCACGCGCGAAGGGGGAGUCGCCAUUCGUUGGGACGGGUGGCCGCGACAGGCCAGAGUACUCUUCUAGUACUAGAGAUGCGGAGCCGGCCUCAGGGUCGGCAAUUGAGACGCCAGGGUCGACUGAGGAAGAGUGGCGAGACGGAGACGUUCUCACAGUGUCGACUUUUAGACGACUCUUCAACAGUAUGGUGCAGGAGCACUCGGAAGGAUCCGCACCUCCCGCCUAUGGCAGUGAUUCCGCAUAA
Messenger RNA from Peniophora sp. CBMAI 1063, 1803 nucleotides. Lineage: Eukaryota; Fungi; Basidiomycota; Agaricomycetes; Russulales; Peniophoraceae. The record is from the annotation of a GenBank genome assembly.